AGCCCGUCCGCCAGCCGCGCCUGGAGGCACGCAUCCUGCACCAGGAGCAGGGCCGGUGCAACCUCUCGCUGGUCUGCACCGUGCCCGGCGCCGGCAACGUCUCCUACAGCUGGUCCUGCAGCGGGGAUCCCCCGGGAGCCCUGGAGCACCAGCCCUGGCUGCACCCGCAGGUCCAUGGGGACACCGACCCCACCGUCUGCCGCUGCAACGCGAGCAACCCGGUGAGCUGGAGCACGGCCAGCACCGAUAUCGCGGCAGCCUGUCGUGCUGCGGCCCCAGGGCUUUUCAGCAUCGUUCCAUGGUGGGCAGUGGCCGUGUCCCUGGGGCUGGCACUGGCCAUCUCAGUAGCCCUCGUUGUCACUUGCUACCGGCGGAGGAAGAGAGGAAAGGACCCCCCGGGAGGACACGUCGAGCAGACGCUGACUGACUACAGGGAGGUGGGCAAAGCCCGAACCAGCCGAGACCCCAAUGGGACCAGUGAGGCCACCGUGCAAGGAAACACCAUCUACGCCGUCAUCUGCACCAAACCGCUGGGACCCAGCCACCCUCAGGAGCCUGAAAGCUGCACCAUCUACUCCACGGUUCAGCCCACCAGGAAGGUGAGGUUGCCCCACCGUUCUCGCUUUGCUCCACAGUCUCCCUCUCUCAGGAGAAAGAGGCUGGACCCAGCUUUGGUUUCCACUGCCUACGUAGAGGUAACGGGCACUGGGCGGUGGGGAGAUGAACCCUGGGGAUCUCCAAAGCUCAUCAGCUUUUUGGGGCCACG
Molecule: messenger RNA, 766 nt
Organism: Fulmarus glacialis (Northern fulmar)
Lineage: Eukaryota; Metazoa; Chordata; Aves; Procellariiformes; Procellariidae
Product: natural killer cell receptor 2B4-like
Biological process (GO): natural killer cell activation involved in immune response
Cellular component (GO): external side of plasma membrane
Molecular function (GO): MHC class I protein binding
Source: RefSeq, a predicted model, not a curated record